AUGCUGGAACUGUGGGUGCGGAGGCGCUGCAAGGCGCUUUUCGGUGCCUGCGCCUUCACGACGUUCAUCCUCCUCUGCGUCAAAUACAUCUACCUCAACGAAGUCGAAAUGUCGGCGGGUCGGGCUCGGCUCCUAGACCUCCCGCUCGCUCCCGUUGCGCGAUCGAGCGCGCUCGACGGCAACAUGAUCUCGUACGAUCAAAUGCAGGAUCCGAACGGAUCCUCAGCUCAAUCGGACUGGCCGCAGAACGACGUUGUCCAUUUCGACAUGACGCGGCGCAGCGACGUCAUGGUAUUUCUUCAUAUCCAGAAAACUGGCGGCACCGUUUUCGAGCGGCAUUUGAUUAAAGAUCUCGACAUAGAGCACCCCUGUGUGCCUGAGCCUGGAAGGAAAAGGUACAAAUGUCACCGCUUAUCAUCGAAAAAAGAAGGAAGUUGGAUUUUUUCACGUUACUCCUCUGGUUGGCAUUGUGGUCUUCACGCCGACUGGACGGAGCUGACCAACUGUGUAGACGGCGUCAUUGACCGCGUAGAAGGGACCUUCAAAAGACGUUAUUUCUACGUGACACUGCUCAGGGAACCCCGGUACCGAUUCCUCUCAGAGUUCAGGCACGUACAGCGGGGAGCCACUUGGAAGACGUCCAGGCACAUAUGCAAUGGUCGAUCUCCGACGUCGGACGAGCUCCCGCCGUGCUACAGCACUCCAGAUUGGAUGGAUGUCACCUUUGGAGAGUUUGUGACCUGUCGGAGUAAUUUAGCCGUUAAUAGAAUGACGAGAAUGUUGGCCGACCUCACCUUGGUCGGCUGUUACAACGAGUCUGCCAUGCCACGUGCUCAGAGAGACGCCCUUAUGCUGGCGUCCGCUAAAAGCAAUCUUCGGAAACUGGCCUUCUUUGCCUUAUGCGAGUAUCAGAAAAUAUCGCAAUACCUCUUCGAGAGAACAUUCGGUUUGCGUUUCAAGCAGGCGUUCGUUCAGUACAAUUAUACUCGUAGUUCUGUGGCCGUUUCCGAAGUGAGUAGUGCCGAUCUUGAGAAGAUCGAUAAUCUGAAUCAUUUGGACAUCGAGCUGUACGCGUUCGCCAAAGCGCUGCUCAUGGAAAGGUUCGAGAGAGCGAAACGCAACGAUCCCGACUUCGAAGAGAACUUCAAUCGGGUCAUGAACGAGGUCGGCCAUGAUUAAUUAGUUAGCCGUGAUGGCCUGUGUGUGGAAGCCG
This is a messenger RNA of Galendromus occidentalis (western predatory mite), 1213 nucleotides long. RefSeq names its product heparan-sulfate 6-O-sulfotransferase 1. The record is from RefSeq and is a predicted model, not a curated record. Bases 1 to 1179 code for a protein of 392 amino acids. Gene Ontology annotation, cellular component: membrane. The transcript has 3 exons. Gene Ontology annotation, molecular function: heparan sulfate 6-sulfotransferase activity. Lineage: Eukaryota; Metazoa; Arthropoda; Arachnida; Mesostigmata; Phytoseiidae.